Nothoprocta perdicaria is the source of this 5353-nucleotide messenger RNA. RefSeq names its product myotubularin related protein 4 (gene MTMR4). Bases 116 to 3544 code for a protein of 1142 amino acids. Gene Ontology annotation, biological process: regulation of autophagy; dephosphorylation. The record is from RefSeq and is a predicted model, not a curated record. Lineage: Eukaryota; Metazoa; Chordata; Aves; Tinamiformes; Tinamidae. Gene Ontology annotation, molecular function: phosphatidylinositol-3,5-bisphosphate 3-phosphatase activity; metal ion binding; protein phosphatase binding. The transcript is spliced from 19 exons.
CUUGCCAAGAUCUGGGAUUUUUCUGCUCAUCCUCUUGACCUCUUAAGGUGUCUAGUGGAUCAACAAGAGGAAACCGAGCUGCGCUUGAGCUAGGACCUUUGGAGAGUCUCUGAGGAUGGGUGAAGAAGGCCCUCCGAGUCUGGAGUAUAUCCAGGCCAAGGACUUGUUCCCCCCAAAAGAGCUCAUAAAGGAGGAAGAGUCACUGCAGGUCCCUUUCACUGUGUUGCAGGGUGAGGGAGUGGAGUAUCUUGGCCAUGCAAAYGAUGCUGUGAUCGCCAUCUCCAACUACCGGCUUCACAUCAAAUUUAAGGAUUCUGUGAUCAAUGUGCCUUUGAGGAUGAUGGAAAGUGUGGAGUGCCGGGAUAUGUUCCAGCUCCACAUUGUCUGCAAGGACUCCAAAGUAAUCAGGUGCCAUUUCUCCACCUUCAAGCAGUGCCAGGAGUGGCUGAAGAGGCUGACUCGAGCCAUUGCCCGCCCUGCGAAGCCCGAGGACCUCUUUGCGUUCGCCUACCACGCGUGGUGCUUGGGGGUCUGUGUCGAUGAGGAGGAUCAACAUGCACAUCUCUGCCGUCCAGGUGACCACGUGAAGUACCGAUUUGAGAUGGAGCUGGUGAGGAUGGGCUUCGACCUGCAGAACGUCUGGCGAGUCUCCGACAUCAACAACAAUUACAAGCUUUGUUCCAGUUAUCCCCAGAAGCUGCUGGUUCCUGUCUGGAUUACUGACAAGGAGCUGGAGAAUGUGGCGUCGUUUAGAUCUUGGAAAAGGAUCCCUGUUGUGGUGUACAGGCACGUGCGCAACGGGGCGGUCAUCGCACGCUGCAGCCAGCCCGAGAUCAGCUGGUGGGGCUGGCGCAACGCCGACGACGAGUAUCUUGUGAGCUCCAUCGCCAAAGCGUGUGCCCUGAACCCCGGAGCGAGGGCGGGCGGCGYGGCGCCGCCCGGCGCCAGCAGCGACGGCAGCGAGCCCUGCGACGCCGACUUCGACGCGUCGCUGACGGCAUGUUCAGGUGUGGAGAACACUGGAACUCCUCAGAAGCUGCUGAUCCUCGACGCGAGGUCCUACACGGCGGCCGUUGCCAACAGAGCAAAGGGAGGAGGCUGCGAGUGUGAAGAGUAUUACCCAAACUGUGAGGUUGUGUUCAUGGGCAUGGCCAACAUCCACUCCAUACGGAACAGCUUUCAGUACCUGCGUGCUGUCUGCAGCCAGGUGCCAGACCCUAGCAACUGGCUUUCGGCUCUGGAGAGCACCAAGUGGCUGCAGCACCUUUCCGUGAUGCUGAAGGCAGCAGUUCUGGUCGCCAGCGCGGUGGACAGAGAGGGGCGCCCGGUGCUGGUUCAUUGCUCGGACGGCUGGGACAGGACGCCGCAGAUCGUGGCGCUGGCCAAGAUUCUGCUGGACCCCUACUACAGGACCAUGGAGGGCUUCCAAGUGCUGGUGGAAUCAGACUGGCUGGAUUUUGGUCACAAAUUUGGUGACCGCUGUGGUCACCAAGAGAAGGUGGAAGAUCAGAACGAGCAGUGCCCGGUGUUUCUCCAGUGGCUGGAUGCUGUUCAUCAGCUUCUGAAGCAAUUCCCUUGCCUCUUUGAAUUCAACGAAGCUUUUUUGGUGAAGCUGGUGCAGCACACUUACUCCUGCCUCUACGGGACCUUCCUCGGGAACAGCCCGUGCGAGCGAGAGAUGCACAACAUCUACAAGAGAACCUGCUCCGUGUGGUCCCUCCUGCGCGCUGGCAAUAAGAACUUCCACAAUCUUCUCUACAUGCCGGGCUCCGAGCAGGUGCUGCAUCCAGUGUGCCACGUACGAGCGCUGCACGUCUGGACAGCAGUGUAUCUGCCAGCUUCCUCCCCUCACCCUCUAGGACAGGAUGAGAUGGACAUUUACCUGCCCUCUGGAUCUCAAAGCCAGGAGUUCAGUGGCAGAUGUUUGGACAGAUUACCAAAGACAAGAUCUAUGGAUGACCUGCUGUCAGCCUGCGACUCCAGCAGCCCACUGACGCGCACGUCCAGCGAUCCGAACCUCAACAACCACUGUCAGGACGUGCGGAUGGGGCUGGACGCCAGGCCUGCGAGCGCGGAGAGCGCGGAGCAGCCCGGCRGCGAAGGCAGCGCCGCGGCUGCGGGAGAGGGGCAGCACAGAGCCGAGGAGCGAGCGGCAGGCGGCCCGGGGCAGCCUGGCGACAGGCACGGGAGCCCCGCUGAGCCCCCCGGGCACGGUGGGCAGCCGGGUGCCCGGGCGCCCGGGCCGGCCAGCACCUCCCCAGCGGCGGCAGCCGACAGCCCACAGGUAGCGGAGCCAGGUGCUGCAAACCCAGCCCCAAAUCUGGCCGCACAGGAAGGUCUUGACGGAAUUUGCACCACUUCUGGGAAGCAGCUGGAAACCUGCCCCCAGGAACCUUUGAAGGCUCCUGGCUUGGUAUCCAAUGGAGGAACCUGUCCCAAGAAAAGCACUGCGGGUCAAGACAUUCCCAGCCAGGAGUCGCUCGCUCCAAGCAGCGCUUUACGGGAUACCCCCGGCCCUGCCCUGGGCCUCCCCUGCCUGGAUGGAGACCAUUGCAAAGCUGAUGCCCGGAGGAAAGGGCCCUGCGAGGAGCCGGCCCGGCUGGGGAAGGCUCCCCUCGAGCAGUGGCGUAAGACCAUUUCCCAGAGCCAAAGCAGCGAAUUCUCCUUCCUGGGAUCCAACUGGGACAGUUUCCAAGGAAUGGUGACAUCUGUCCCCAAUGGGGAGCCUGCCCCCAGACAUCUUCUGUACGGCUGCUGCAGCAAGAGGCUGAGCAGCAGGCAGCUGCGGGCACCCGGCCUGGGCACCCACUGGGCUGCCAGGGACGGUGCGAGAGCCCCGGGCUGCCCCGGCCACGCUGCGCCCCAUCCCGCAGGCCCUGCAGGGAGGCCCAGCCGCUCGUGGCUCCCCUGCCACCUGAAACAAGCCGCCGGUCCCAAACACGUGCCGCCGAAAUGUCCUUCUCCUGUGCCUCCUCUCUACCUGGACGAUGACGGGCUCCCCUUCCCCACGGACGUGAUCCAGCACAGGCUGCGGCAGAUCGAGGCCAGCUACAAGCAGGAGGUUGAGCAGCUGCGCAGGCAGGUGCGAGAGCUGCAGCUGCGGCUGGACAUUCGUCACUGCUGCGCCCCUCCGGCCGAGCCACCCAUGGACUACGAGGACGACUUCACCUGCUUGAAGGAAUCGGAUGGCAGCGACACGGAGGAUUUCUGCUCCGAUCACAGCGAGGACUGCCUGUCAGAAGCAAGCUGGGAGCCUGUUGAUAAGAAGGAGACUGAGGUGACGCGGUGGGUCCCAGACCACAUGGCCUCRCACUGCUUUAACUGCGACUGUGAAUUCUGGCUGGCCAAGCGGAGGCAUCACUGCAGGAAUUGCGGGAAUGUGUUUUGUGCUGCUUGCUGCCAUCUGAAGCUGCCCAUCCCUGACCAGCAGCUCUACGACCCCGUCCUCGUUUGUAACUCCUGUUAUGACCAUAUCCAAGUGUCUCGUGCCAGGGAGCUCAUGAGCCAACACCUGAAGAAACCCAUCGCCACGGCCUCCAGCUGAAUGCCAGACAAGGGACCUGUCGAGCCCAGCCUUUUCUCUCGCGGGUUUGAAGGGUGACUCUGCCUCCACUGUCGUUGUGAAGGCCUUUGGUGCAACACUUGAACACCAAGCUUGAAAGCACUGUCUUCAGCAGUCUUAUUAUCAGCCUGGAGCAGAGGAGCUCAAAGUAGAGAGCAUGGUGUGUGUGUCCCCACUCUGGUGCCGGUGGGUCCAUACGUCGUAGUCUGACAAACUAGGGCUAAAGGGGGGACUGCAACCUCUCUCUUCUGUGGGCUGGAAAGGAAUGUUUUCACAGAUGUUGCCUGUGCAAAGUACCCCCAAARCAAUAGGAAGGCAUGUUUAGAAGCAACUCCCCCUACAAAGGCAGGCUCUGCACAAGGAGCAGGGCAGCUCCGGGCAGCGCCACGUGCCUCGAAGGAUCCCAGCUCUCAGCCCAGAGCAGUCCUGUAGAUUCUCUUUCCAUGGAGUGUGAUUUGCGAUCAGCUUGGUGAACAAGACUCAUUAGCCAUCACUAAUUGAUUUUCCUCUUGAGCGUUGGAAGAGAGAUUAAUUCUGACUGAGAACAGGGCAAGGCGAUUUUCCCUGUUUCCACCUCUGCUAGGACUGGUGAUUGCACUUGACUCUGCCCCCAGYGCUGUGGGGGAGAGGGAGAUUUGGCUUUUUCCCUUCCUGCUCUGCCGUCUGCUUUGUCCGCAGCAGUGUCACGGCCUGGUGCUCACACGGGAAUGGCGCCCUGAUCCUCUCCGGCAUGGAAACAGAACCCGUGCUCCUGUGUUGCUCCUCCUCCCCUUCCUGCCCUCCGCUCUCCACUUCCUCUUGCUCUUUAUCCUGAAAACUUGAUACCGUGAGGGUAUAGGCCAUAAUGUGUUGUUUUAUCUCCUGGAAUGUGCUGUCUGGUGUAUGUGAGGGUUUCAGUCCAAAUGCUGCUAUAUAUUUCUGUGCACUUAAUGUAACCCAAAAAAGGGAGAAUGAAGCAUUGAUACCAAAACAAGGGUGGGGAAGGACACUGGCUGACAUAGACAUUGUAAUCUGUGCUUUUCACUUUGGGAUGUGCAGCCAAGCUACAGUGACAGCCAUGACAUGUGGCAUCUGGUCGGUCCUGGAAACAACCUCUUUGGUUUUCCCCAAUGCGACUUAAAAAGUCGUCUCGAAUUCAGCCUCCUUUUUUUGUCUCCUGUACAGUGGUCAAAGUUCAGAGUUGCCAACCUGUAAUUGCCUCCCUGCUUCUUCCUUAAACUGGGGAGCAGGAAUCCCAGCUCAUCCUAAGAACAAAAGGAACAGGGUUUAGAAACAAGGAUUUAGAAAAAAAAGAGGGUUUCAGGUGAGCUUUUGCUUACCCCCUAGACCACUCUGGGUGGAUCCAUGCUGCYUCCUUCCCGAGAAAUCUGCAGAUAUUAGUGAGGAAGAACAGUUCCAACACGAGGCAUUUCUCUGUCGCAGUGUAGGUUUUCUUUCCAACUCGAUGAAAACGCUGUGUGUAUUGGGUGCCUCGUGAGCUGAGACGUGACGUGGGGAGAGGGCCGGGGACGGCACGUGGUCCAGCCACGAGGCAAACGGCGUCGCGCUGUUCGGAUCUCGCAGGUUUUUCUUUUGCCAAUGGUCUGUCAGCCCCAGCAGAGGGAACGGAAUAAUGACCCUUUCCUGCACUUGGACAUGUCAGUAAAUCUCAAUAGCGCAAGCAAAGCUAGCCUCAUCUGAAGACCCUGUACUUACUUGGACUGUGCUUCUUUUCCAUACUGGGAACAACCAAUAUGGCUUUGGGAAGAGAAGGCACCUGGCUUCACAUUCUUCCCUGCCUUGUACCUUGCA